GGUGUUGUGCGUCACCCUCCUAGAACCGAGCGCGCUUAUAUAGAGGAACACACUUAGACGCUCAAACACACUCACACUUUUCUCCCUCCUCUAAAACGACGGACAACAGACACUCACAGCCAAGAUGAGACUGUACCUUGCAGUUGCCGUGCUGAUGCUGGCUUUUGUCGCAUACACAGAGGCUCAGGAAGAGGAGCAGACCAUCGAGCAGAGGUUCGCUCAAUUUGGCAACCAGAUGGCUGAAGUGGGCAGGAACCUGGCUGAUAAGGCCAAGACGACCUUUGAAGAGAUCAAAACCAGCAAAAUCGCAGAGGAUUCACAGGACUGGUUCCAGAGGCAGAUUGAGGCUUUGAAGCAGAGGUUGGCGUAAAUGAACCAGUAUACACGUCACCAUCUCGAGCCUACAACCCGCCCUCCGCCCCUACUUCGGACCGCUGACCUCUUCAAAUGGACACAUUGCUAUGCUCACCAAAUUCAAUUGUUACCUUGCCUCUCUGUGAAGAGAUGUUUAAUAUAAUUAGAAAAUAAUCCUUUUGAAAAAACAAAGUGGAAAAAGUGCAAUAAAGAUAUUAAAAAACUUUUUUUUUUUAA
Molecule: messenger RNA, 591 nt
Organism: Anoplopoma fimbria (sablefish)
Lineage: Eukaryota; Metazoa; Chordata; Actinopteri; Perciformes; Anoplopomatidae
Gene: apoc1
Product: apolipoprotein C-I
Exons: 4
Coding region: 125-370 (81 amino acids)
Biological process (GO): negative regulation of very-low-density lipoprotein particle clearance; triglyceride metabolic process; negative regulation of cholesterol transport
Cellular component (GO): high-density lipoprotein particle; extracellular region; very-low-density lipoprotein particle
Molecular function (GO): fatty acid binding; phospholipase inhibitor activity
Source: RefSeq, a predicted model, not a curated record